GAUUUUUAUCCUCAUUGCUUUUUAUUUUUAAUAUUACUGAAAAAGACCGAUCAGCGUUUAUUUGCAUGAACAAAAGAUGUAUUUUUAGUGCAAAGCGCUUUUUUAUUUUUUUUUAUUUUGGUUGUGUUCAAUUUUGUGUUUCUUGACGACAGUAUUAAAGUACAGCACACAGUUCCGAGGAUGGCUGCUAUUAGUGAAUUAAGGGUAACACUAUUCAGUUGCUGCAUACCACAACCGCCCAAAAGACGACACCAUAUCGAUAGGUCUAUGAUAGGACAUCCAACAAACUUUCAACAUACUGGCCAUGUAGGAAGCAGAGAUGUUGAACUGCCCGGACAUCAAUUAGCUGCCUUACAGAAUCAGAUGAGAAGUAAAGGUGGUUACGAAACGCCUUAUAAGGAACCUGAUUGGUGUCAAUAAGAUGUACACUGUUGCAAACCUAUAGGAGAUUUUUCUUUAUUUAUUUAUUUUUGCAUUAUAUUUAAGUUUUUCUGUGUAUAUAGAUUAAUAUUAUUCUGUUGGAUAAUCACGCGUUAUUAUGGUACGUUUUAGGGUAAGGUUUUUAAAAACUACAUAGGAAUUUUCAACUUUAUAAGUUGUUCCUAUUUACUAACAGGUGAUGAAUUCAAAAAAAUGUUAUGUUAUGUUGCAUUUCUAGAAAACAUCUUUAUUUGUACUUAUUGAUAUAGUAUAACUAAUAACGAAUGCUUUUAAUUUAAUAAUUAUACAUAGAAAUUAAGUAUUUUAAAAACCACCAAAGAAUAUGCCUGAAAACAUACACAAAUUUACAACAGUAAAUAUUUAAAGUUAUCUACAUUUUGAAUUAUAGAACAAUAAUCCGACUUUCAGAGUUUCAAAGUUUGACUUUUAAAGAUAAUAAACAUUUACAGGGUGUCCCAAUGAAAAGUAACCCAUUUAAUCAACUUUUAAACGGCUAAUUAUAAAAACAUGAUAUUCGUUUAAAAGUAGCUCAUUAAAUGGGCUACUUUUCAUUGGGACUCCCUGUAUUUCAUGAACCAAUAUCCUGUGUUUGAUGGUAAAUAUCCUUGUUAACUUUGAGCUCUUUAAUGUAAUUGAUGACUGAAACGAAUGCAGUUUGAAUUUUAAAUAAAUACUGUUUCCAUCUUAAACGGUGCUAUAACUCCAAUUCUAGCGAUUUUAGCCAUGAAUUAUUUUUAUACAUUUUACACGUUUAGAACAGAUGUAUUUACUUAUUUAAUAAAGCAUAUUGAACAUUAUCAA
Messenger RNA from Phyllotreta striolata, 1242 nucleotides. Lineage: Eukaryota; Metazoa; Arthropoda; Insecta; Coleoptera; Chrysomelidae. The record is from the annotation of a GenBank genome assembly.